This is a messenger RNA of Vanessa tameamea, 1592 nucleotides long. RefSeq names its product zinc finger protein 721-like. The coding region runs from base 111 to 1586 and encodes 491 amino acids. The record is from RefSeq and is a predicted model, not a curated record. Gene Ontology annotation, molecular function: DNA-binding transcription factor activity; RNA polymerase II cis-regulatory region sequence-specific DNA binding. NCBI's taxonomy places the organism in Eukaryota, Metazoa, Arthropoda, Insecta, Lepidoptera, Nymphalidae. Gene Ontology annotation, biological process: regulation of transcription by RNA polymerase II. The transcript is spliced from 8 exons.
UGCAGAGUAUCUCUCUAUCAAAAUUGUCACAAUAUCACCGAGACACCUACAAUUAUACAAUUGUAUCAAAUGAUGAUAUUCCAUAUAAUUUCAUUGACUGUGGACCGGAUAUGGAUCAUAUAAAGACUGAAUUUGACAAUGAUAUUCCUCUACUAGAAAUACCUAUUUUAGAAACAAAUGUAGUUGAAAAAACACUCAAAAUGAAAGAAAAGAACACAGAUGAUACUAGAGUCAGAGAUAAUCAACUUAAAAUAGAAAUAAAACCUCUUUUGAAGAAUACAAAAUCGAAUUUAAAAAAAGAAAAUACAGGUAAUAAAGAUAGACUGAUUAGAAAGAGGAAAAAAAUGAUCUCCAAAGAGGUUGAUAGCUCGGAUGAGGAAGUUAAUUAUUCUACGAUUGAAAUGUCUGAAAAGGAAAUGUUGGAAUGUAGGGAGGCCAUGAGGGUUCUGGGGAGCUAUGUGAAUGCGUCAAAUAAAUGUGAAUCUUGUGUUGAAGGUUUUAAAGACUAUAAUGAAUUGGAGAAACAUAAUUUGGAGUUACAUGUGCAGAAGCCAAGGUACAUACAGUGUGACAUUUGCCUGGUUUAUAUAAAGUACUGGUGGCUCGCUGAACAUAGGAAGGAACAUUACACGAGCUACAGGUGCAAUUUCUGUGAGCACACGACAGCAAAUGUUUUGGAUAUAUUGAAACACUUGAAGACAGUCCACGGCACCGGCAACGUGGUCUCCAGGAUAUGGCAGAGAGUAAAGAGGAGAGCUGUACAAACGAAUCCGGCUCUGAAAACACGAAGGACCGAAAAGCCGGAAGUUAAGACGCCUUUUGGAUAUUUGUGUUACGAGUGCAAUAAAUAUUUUGAGAACAAGUAUCUACGGUACAAGCACAUACUGAAGUUCCACAGGGAAGGAUUCAAGUGCAAAACCUGCGGGAAGACAUUCGCGUUCAAGAACACAUUGAACAAGCACGAACAAGUCCACGCCCCCCCACUGCCGAGAGAGAAAUGUUCGAUAUGUGAUAAAAUGGUGCGCAUAGAUCGGGUCAAGACUCACGCUCGAAUACACAGCGAGAGGAAGCCGUUCGACUGCGUCGCCUGCGAUAAGCGCUUCGUAUCGCUCGACUCGUAUGAGAAGCACUUGAAGAAUUCAAGCGUGCACGCCGUUCAUGAUGUUCACAAAUAUAAAUGCACAAUGUGUGAAAAGGGCUUUAGGACGAUAACGGAGUUGAACGAUCAUACAAAUUACAUACACAUGAAAAGGACGCAUCACAAGUGUCCGAUAUGCAAUAAGGCGUUAGCGACGCGUCGUGGCGUCACCCGUCACGUACGACGAGCCCACCAGGGUCUCAAGGAGAAAAUAGGAGAUAAGAUACUAUGUCAGACGUGUGGAAAGGCGUUCCGGGAUAAGAAGUGCCUUCAAGAACACGAGUUAAUACAUACCGGUGAGAAACCUCUGUCUUGUGAUAUCUGUGGACGCACAUUCAGACAGAGCGCCUGUCUGUACACACACAAGCGCAGAGUGCAUAAAGUAGCGCCGAAACGGCAGAUCACACACACAGAAGAUAUUAAUGUUUUAAAUAUUAAAGUGUCAUAAAACUGA